AUGUCUUCUUGUGGAGAGAACUAUGGAGGAGUCGGAGACUGUUGGGCUGUCUCUUUGGGGGCCCCUCACCACCCACAAGCCGUUGCGGCUCUGCAGCACAUACGGCGCCUGGCCCUGCAGGAGCAGCAGCAGCAGCAGCAGCAGCAGCAACAGCAGCAACAGCAGCAGCAGCUGCAGCAGGAGGAUGCUGUGUUGCCGCUGCACUGCUGCGUGCGUCGUAUAAGCAAAAAGAUUGUACAGGAUGUUACGUGGAGCCCCACUAGAGAGCAGCAGCAGCAGCAGCAGCAGCAGCAGCAGCAGCAGCAGUUGCAGCAGGAGGAUGCUGUGUUACCGCUGCACUGCUGCGUGCGUCGUAUAAGCAAAAAGAUUGUACAGGAUGUUACGUGGAGCCCCACUAGGGACGAGUUUGUCCUCAUAGAGGGAAAGUCUCCGAGCGGUGAGGCCGAGGGGGAGCAGCAGCAGCAGCAGCAGCUGGGGUACAUUGUGCUGCUGGACCGCCACGGACGCACGCAGUUUGUGUUUCCUCGUCGCUAUCGCAACUUCGUUUCUUUUUGUCCUUUUGGGCAGAUGGCGGUGGUUGCUGGCUUCGGCAACUUAGCGGACAUUGUGCUGCUGGACCGCCACGGGCGCACGCAGUUUGUGUUUCCUCGUCGCUAUCGCAACUUCGUUUCUUUUUGUCCUUUUGGGCAGAUGGCGGUGGUUGCUGGCUUCGGCAACUUAGCGGGGGAGGUGAGUUUCUACUUCCGAGACAAAGCAUCACAGGGCAUGCAGCACAUAAGCGAGUUUAAAGCCCCCUGCACUGUCUUGGCUUUGUGGGCCCCCUGCGGCUCUUACUUCGCCACGGCAUCAACCUACCCCCGUAUGAAGGUCGAUAACUGUCUCAGCGUCCUAGAUUACAGAGGGGAGAAUGUGCAGCGUCUUCAGUUCGAUGAGCUGUAUCAUAUAGCGUGGAAACCAGAAUCUGAUUUGGAGCCCCCGAUCGCCCCACAGCCAAACGAGCGGCUGCUGGCAGCAGCAGAGAACCAGGCGUUCCGCCCCAGGGGAACAACACAGCGCGGCAUCACCUCUCGCAUCAUGAACGGUCAGCAGCCUGUGGAGCCCCCCAUCGCCCCACAGCCAAACGAGCGGCUGCUGGCAGCAGCAGAGAACCAGGCGUUCCGCCCCAGGGGAACGACACAGCGCGGCAUCACCUCUCGCAUCAUGAACGGCGAGGCCCUAGACGAGUCUGAGCUGCCAGAGGAGCUGCGGAGACAGCGCGAGCAGCUGAGGCGCCGCAAGACUGCUGCUGCUGCUGCAGCAAAGCGGAAAGAGACAGAGGUUGUUGAACUUGAAUGGAGGCGACGUGUAGAAGAUUUGGCUGCGUUGCUGGAGCAGCAGUCACUGCAGCUGAUGCAGCCGCAAGGAACGCAGGAGAUACAAGGAGUUGCAGCGCAGCAGCAGCAGCAGGAGCUCCAACAGCAGCAGCAGCAACAACAACAGCAGCAGCAGCAGCAGCAACAACAGCAGCAGCAGCACGCUCGGCGUAAGGCUGCGGAAGCAGCAUCCGUCGGUGCAGACUGCGCUAUAGCAAGCGGUGUAGAAGAUUUGGCUGCGUUGCUGGAGCAGCAGUCACUGCAGCUGAUGCAGCCGCAACAGCAGCAGCAGCAGCAGCAGCAGCAGCAGCAGCGCCAGCAGCAGUGGCAGCAGCAGUGGCAACAGCAACAGUUGCAACAGCACCAGCUGCAGCAGCAGCAGCUGCAACAGCAACAACUGCAACAGCAUCAGCUUCAGCAGCAGCAACUCCAACAACAACAGCUUCAGCAGCAACUGCAGCAGCAGCAGCAACAGCUGCAACAGCAGCAGCUACUGCAGCAGGGUGCUCGUGCUGCAGCAACGCAGCAGACAGCAUCGACGGCUGGUCUUCAAGUGCUGGGGCAAGCACAUCCACCAGUAGGAGUCAUAGGUUCCCAGGUGCGACAGCCGCAGCAGCAGCAGCAACAGCAGCAGCAGCAGCAGUUGACACCACAGCAGCAGCAGCAACUGCUGCAGCACCUGCAGCAGCAGUUACAACUCCAGCAGGCAGGAAACGCUGGCUUCUCUCGUGCGCCAGGACACAACUCACAGCAGCAGCAGCAGCAACAGCAGCAGCAGCAGCAGCAGCAGCAGCAGCAGCAGCCGCAGUUAUCGGCUGAGGAGCUGUCUGCAGCACAGCAGCAGCAGCAGCAGCAGCAGCAGCAGCAGCAGCAGCAGCAGCCGCAGUUAUCGGCUGAGGAGCUGUCUGCAGCACUGCGAAUGAUGCUACCAAACUUACCGCUGACGCAGCAGAAUCAGGUGCCGCGGCAGCAGCAGUGGCAGCAGCCAGCGAGGGGAGACAACGCUCUUAGUGCUCUAGCUGCUGCUGCUGUGCGGCAGCAGCAGCAGCAGCAGCUACUUCUUCUGAGGCAGCAGCAGCAGCAACAGCAACAGCAGCAACAAGACUUGCAGCAGCAGCAGCAGCAGCAGCUGGAGGCCCAACUGCGUCCGCUGCUGCAGCAGCUGCAGCGAGGAACUGCAGACCCAGCACUGGGUCGGGGAGCUGCUGCGAUGCAGCAGCAUCAAAAGGCACUGGCGCUGUUGCGUGCAGCUGCAGCACAGCAGCAGAAACAACAGAACCAGCAGCAGCAACAGCAGCAACGUAAUCUGGUCCUGCAGCAGCAGCAAGCAAUACAACAACAACAGGAGAUGCAACGGCAGCAGCAGCUGCGACAAACCCAGCAGCUGCUGCAGCUGCAGCAGCAGACAGAACUGCAGCGGGAUGGCAGCUUGGACGUACACCUGCAGCAGCAGCAGCAGCGCCAGGCGUCAUCAGCAGCAUCAGCUGCUGCUACUUUAAUGAACCUACCACGGGAAGCUCGUUUGCUGCUGCAGCGACUGCAGCAGGGCUUGCAACAGCAGCAGCUGCAGCAGCAGCAACUGCAGCAGCAACAGCAGCAGCUGGAACAUGACGAGGUGCAGCAGCAACACUACAGGGGACCACGUUCAGCAGCAGCAUCGCAGCAACGGCACGGUCUCAGGCAGCAAACUUGGGAUAGCGGGACUGACAAUGAGCAGCAGCAGCAGCUUACUCGACAGCAGCAGCUGCAGCUGAUGCAGCAGUUGCAGCAGCAACACAAGCAACACCCGCAGCAGCAACAGCUGCAGCAACAGCACCUACUGCUUCAGCAACAGAUACAGCAGCAGCAGCAGCAGCAGCUGCAAGGGCAGCAGCUGUUGCAGCAGCAACAGCAACAGCUGCAGCAGUUGCUACAGCAGCAACAGAACCAGCAACAGCAACAACAGCAGCAGCAGCAGCAGCGACAGCACCAGCAGGGGCGUAGGCCAGAUGCAAUGAAUGAGAAAUGCUGGCAGUAUAUUGACCCCAAGGGAAACGUGCAGGUGGGUGCUUCUGCUGCAGCAACAGCAACACGAGCAGCAGCAGCAGCACAGCUACGCAGCAACUCCUUCACUGCAGCGGCGAGGCGGGGAGGGGCAAAUACCUAG
Eimeria mitis is the source of this 3498-nucleotide messenger RNA. RefSeq lists its product as uncharacterized. Gene Ontology annotation, molecular function: mRNA binding; translation initiation factor activity; ribosome binding. The record is from RefSeq and is a predicted model, not a curated record. Lineage: Eukaryota; Apicomplexa; Conoidasida; Eucoccidiorida; Eimeriidae. Gene Ontology annotation, cellular component: cytosolic small ribosomal subunit. Gene Ontology annotation, biological process: translational initiation.